AUGUCGAACCCGGAGCUCGCAUCCAAGAAGAGAAAGAGAAAGCACGGCUCUUCCAAGUCUGCCGAUGCGCCCGCCCCCGUCGUCGCCAAAGAGACUGUCGCCGCUCAGGAUGCGGAAGUGAAGCCCCGCAAGAAGUCAAAGACCGCCGAAGCAAGAGCAAAGGAUGUCGAGAAGGAGGAGGAAGUAAAUGAGGAGUUGCGCGAGGCCGCCGCUGAGUCCGCAGCCGCCAACGUCAGCGACGACGAUGAAGAGGAGGCAGACGAGAACAUGGACGGCGCAGAGGUCGAGAAGCAGGACAUUGGCGAGCCUUCAGAUCUGCCCUCAGCGCUUGGAGUCUCCCUCCCUGGACAGGACGCCCUGCCCGAGAAGUUCACCGACAUCAACCUCUCCGAAAAGACACUCAAGGCUCUUUCCGACAUGAAGUUUGAGAAGAUGACCGAGAUCCAAGCAAGAGGUAUCCCGCCUCUUCUUGCCGGCAAGGAUGUUCUGGGUGCUGCAAAGACUGGUUCCGGCAAGACUCUGGCUUUCUUGAUUCCCGCCAUUGAGAUGCUGCACUCGCUCAAGUUUAAGCCCAGAAACGGUACUGGUGUCAUUGUCGUCUCGCCUACCCGUGAACUCGCUCUUCAGAUCUUCGGUGUCGCCCGUGAGCUCAUGGCCCACCACUCGCAGACCUUCGGUAUCGUCAUUGGAGGAGCCAACCGCCGCGCUGAGGCCGAGAAGCUUGUCAAGGGUGUCAACUUGCUCAUCGCUACACCUGGACGUCUCCUCGAUCACCUGCAAAACACCCAGGGCUUUGUCUACAAGAACAUCAAGGCUCUGAUUAUCGAUGAAGCCGACCGCAUCCUUGAAGUCGGUUUCGAAGAUGAAAUGCGCCAGAUCAUCAAGAUUUUGCCCAAGGACGAGAGACAGACCAUGCUCUUCUCAGCCACCCAGACAACAAAGGUCGAGGAUCUUGCAAGAAUCUCGCUGCGACCUGGACCUCUUUACAUCAACGUUGACCACAGAAAAGAGCACAGUACCGUAGAAGGUCUGGAGCAGGGCUUCAUUGUCUGCCAGCCUGAUAUGCGUUUCCGUCUGCUGUUCACCUUCCUCAAGAAACACCCCAAGAAGAAGAUUAUUGUUUUCUUCUCGUCAUGCAACUGUGUCAAAUACUACGCCGAACUCCUCAACUACAUUGACCUGCCCGUUCUGGAUCUCCACGGCAAGCAAAAGCAGCAAAAGCGCACAAACACUUUCUUCGAGUUCUGCAACGCCAAACAGGGCACUUUGAUCUGUACCGAUGUUGCAGCUCGUGGUCUCGAUAUCCCUGCCGUUGACUGGAUUGUGCAAUUCGACCCUCCGGAUGACCCAAGAGACUACAUUCACCGUGUUGGUCGUACUGCCAGAGGUGCCAACACCAAGGGAAAGAGUUUGAUGUUCUUGCAACCCAAUGAAGUUGGCUUCUUGAAGCACCUCGAGGAGGCUCGUGUGCCGUUAACCGAGUUUGAGAUGCCCGAGAAGAAGGUGCUGAACAUUCAGAGCCAGCUUGAGAUGUUGAUUGGCAAGAACUACUACUUGAACAAGUCGGCCAAGGAUGGUUACCGCUCAUAUCUUCAGGCAUACGCAUCGCACUCGCUGCGCUCAGUCUUCAACGUCAACGAGCUCGACCUUGUCAAGGUAGCCAAGAGUUUCGGCUUCAACACACCGCCGCGUGUGGACAUGCAAUUGGGCUCAAGCAUGAAGAUGGACAAGAAGCAAGGCGCUCGUCGCGCAUACGGCAGUCAACCCAGACAAGGUGGAAACUACAAGCGUCAACGCCAGGAAUAA
Aureobasidium melanogenum CBS 110374 is the source of this 1806-nucleotide messenger RNA. Its product is annotated as ATP-dependent RNA helicase-like protein has1. Gene Ontology annotation, cellular component: nucleolus. Bases 1 to 1806 code for a protein of 601 amino acids. The transcript has 3 exons. Gene Ontology annotation, biological process: maturation of LSU-rRNA from tricistronic rRNA transcript (SSU-rRNA, 5.8S rRNA, LSU-rRNA). Gene Ontology annotation, molecular function: RNA helicase activity; nucleic acid binding; ATP binding. Lineage: Eukaryota; Fungi; Ascomycota; Dothideomycetes; Dothideales; Saccotheciaceae. The record is from RefSeq and is a predicted model, not a curated record.